Pogoniulus pusillus (Red-fronted tinkerbird) is the source of this 5092-nucleotide messenger RNA. RefSeq names its product 5'-nucleotidase domain containing 3 (gene NT5DC3). The transcript has 14 exons. Gene Ontology annotation, molecular function: 5'-nucleotidase activity. The record is from RefSeq and is a predicted model, not a curated record. The coding region runs from base 582 to 2231 and encodes 549 amino acids. NCBI's taxonomy places the organism in Eukaryota, Metazoa, Chordata, Aves, Piciformes, Lybiidae.
ACUAGGUACUUGCUGUUGUGGUGGUUGUGAAAGAUUCCGACGCAGCUCCGUGCGCCUAAGGAACAGUGGAAGUGUGAAGUCGGAACGCGUUCCAGUGCAGCUCCUCUUGACCUUGACCUAACCCAUAACCCUUUAGCAGUUGCUGACGAAACCAGCGGUCACGGAUAAGGAAACGGCCGCUUUCCCUCGUUGGGACGGCAGACCGGAGGACCAGGGUCCCAUCUGCUUCCAGGCUCUCUCCCUCCGAGGCUGUGCCUGCUGGGUUCAGCUCCUUAGAAAAUCGCUUCCCAGUGAUGCCAAACCACCAGCCCUUCCGUGCCUCCGACAACGCAGCGCUGCGGAGGCGAGGCCGGAGAGCGUCAGGGCGGGUGUAGGGGCGGCCCUUACUCCCCGCUAGCCAGCCGUGCGGGGUCGGGCUCGGCGUUCUCGCAGCAGGCAGUCGCUAGGACAACGCUACCUGUCGCCGCCGGGCCGCAGCCCGCCUCCUGCCUCAGCGCAGCCCCGGGGCGGGGCCUGAGGAAGUGACUUCAGCCGGCGGCGGCAGCGGAGCGGCACGGCGGGGUUGUGCGACGGAGCGGAGCAUGGCAGCGGUGGCCGUGCGGUCCUUGCUGGCGGCGAGGCGGGCGCGGGCAGGAGGGCGGCGGUGCCGGGCCCUGCCCGCCGGGGGAGCCGCUCCGUACUGCACUGUGGCCCCGCAGCAGCAGCAGCAGCAAAGGCAGCCGGCGCCCGACAUGAAGAGUUACCUGUGGUCGCGCUACAAGGAGGCCAAGAGAGUCACCAAGGAGUUGGUUCCUUCAAUUAUGAGUAACAUGCUGAAUCCAGAUGCAAUUUUUUCUAACAAUGAAAUGAGCCUGUCAGACAUUGAAAUUUAUGGGUUUGAUUACGACUACACAUUGGUCUUUUAUUCAAAACAUCUGCACACACUGAUCUUCAACGCUGCGCGAGAUCUUCUUAUUAAUGAGCAUCGGUAUCCUGCCGAAAUCAGAAAAUAUGAUUAUGAUCCUAAUUUUGCCAUCAGAGGACUUCAUUAUGAUGUGCACCGGGCAUUACUAAUGAAGAUUGAUGCUUUCCAUUAUAUUCAGCUGGGAACAGUUUACAGAGGCCUCAGUGUUGUCCCAGAUGAAGAAGUCAUUGCAAUGUAUGAUGGCUCUCAUGUCCCUCUAGAACAAAUGAGUGAUUUUUAUGGAAAGAGCUCACAAGGAAAUACAAUGAAGCAAUUCAUGGAUAUAUUUUCCUUGCCAGAAAUGACACUCCUUUCUUGUGUGAAUGAGUAUUUUCUGAAAAACAACAUAGACUAUGAGCCUGUUCAUCUAUAUAAAGAUGUCAAGGAUUCAAUCAGGGAUGUCCACAUCAAAGGAAUAAUGUACAGAGCAAUUGAAGCAGAUAUUGAGAAAUACAUCUGCUAUGCUGAACAAACUCGAGCAGUGCUAGCAAAGCUCGCUGAUCAUGGCAAGAAGAUGUUCCUCAUCACCAACAGCCCCAGCAGCUUUGUGGACAAAGGCAUGAAGUUCAUAGUUGGCAAGGACUGGAGGGAUCUCUUUGAUGUGGUCAUUGUACAGGCUGAUAAGCCCAACUUUUUCAAUGACAAGAGAAGACCGUUUCGGAAGGUAAAUGAAAGAGGAGUGUUGCUUUGGGAUAAAAUUCACAAGCUGCAGAAAGGGCAGAUUUACAAACAGGGUAAUUUGUAUGAAUUCCUGAAGCUUACCGGCUGGAGGGGCUCUAAGGUUCUGUACUUUGGUGACCACAUUUACAGUGACUUGGCAGACUUGACCCUGAAGCAUGGCUGGCGCACUGGUGCAAUUAUUCCAGAGCUGCGAUCAGAGAUUAAAAUCAUGAACACAGAGAAGUACAUUCAAACCAUGACCUGGCUGCAAACCUUGACAGGAUUACUAGAACACAUGCAGGUUCACCGUGAUCCUGAUUCACAGGUGAUUUUAGAAGAGUGGAAGAAGGAAAGAAAGGAAAUGAGGGAGAUGAACAGGAAUUUCUUCAACGCACAGUUUGGAAGCAUAUUCAGAACUGAUGAGAAUCCAACUUAUUUCCUAAGGCGUCUGUCUAGAUUUGCAGAUAUCUACAUGGCAUCGUUGAGUUGUCUCUUGAACUAUGAGCUUGAUUACACGUUUUAUCCGAGAAGGACUCCUUUGCAGCAUGAACUUCCUGGCUGGUCAGACCAGCUCUGCACUGGCACCUUCAGAAUACCUUUCCUACAAGAGACAGUUCAGAUCAAAUAAACAUUUGGUGGCCUCUCUCAAAAAUGGGCAAAUAGACCUUUUUAUUUCCCCUUCUCUUCUGAUUGUACAUGUAUUUUGUUUAAGUCACUUGAAUCUGUUACCUUGAUUUAGAUGUAAUUCAUACUUGUUUUCAUAAGUGUGGUACCUGUUCUCUCUGCUCCUGCUUGGAGAUGUGAAAGCUUCUCUUGCACACAGAAGAGAUGAUGAGCUGCCAAAGUAGUAGUGGGCUGGAAAUGAGAGCGCAUUGAGGGGCAGGACUGGUGAUGUUUUAGAGUGGUUGGUUCUGUUUGUUUGCUGGAAAUUUCACUCUGCAGUUUACAAAGAGAUACUUGCACUCUCUGUUCUGGCCCUGUGCAGCACUCCAUCUGGAGCCUGUAGUGGACCUUGGCAUUGAAAAUCUGUAAUCCACUAUUAGUAAUUCAGUGAUACAUAGUUAUUACAGCUUCUGGUGAGACUGAGAGGAAUGGCAGAUGCAUCUUUGCUUUCCUUGCUGCCAUAGCUAGAGCCUUACGUGGAACCUAACUGCUGUUGUGUUGGUGGGGCUCUGCUGCACUGCAGUAAUUACAGUCUUGAUGGGCUCAGGCUGUGAUGAGCUUUUUCUCCUGACCGUGCAGUCUAUGUUCUUGUACUGUCUUGCUUAGCUGCAGGUGGGCCUGAACCUAAAGCUGAGCGUGACAGUAACUUGGGCUGCUUUAGCUUCAUUCUGUUAACUUUUAGGCAUCUUUCUUUUUAAGUUGCAAACCAAUUUAUCCACUCUCUGAUAAAAAAGCCAUUUCAAGAGGUCUUGCAUUUUGCAUUUCCAAGUAAAGCUAGAUCUCUGUCAGGCUCGAGAUUGAUCCUAAAUGCUGCUUUUAAAAAUUUUAAGUGUCUUACAGUGGUAUGCACUGUGGUUUUGCUGUUGCCUAGGAAAGAAUGUAUUUCAUGUAGCCUUCAGCAAAGGACUUUCACAGUCAAAAGUAGACAUGCACAGUGUGCAAAUGAGUUAAAAUCAAGAAAAAUGAAGAAUCAGAAAAUUAAGAUUGGAAUUUUCUGAUGACAGUUUACAACUCGAGCCCUGAAACCUGAACAGGGGGUGGUGGACAGUUUGUAUCCAGUGAAAUAAUUUUGGCAGUCUAGAUUAGAAGUUUUCUCGAGUUACUGAAAUUGCAGGUAAUGCAUGAACACAAACUCUGGGUAGCAUAUCUGUUCCACAGAUUGGAGCUGAAAAAUGGCUAUUUUGCACAAGGAAAACAUCUGUUGAUGUGCUUCCUCCAACAGGCACUUUAUAGAGCUGCUGUAUAGUUAUUUUUAAAUAAGGAUGUUUUCCUUUCUCUGCAUAGAAAGGGAACUUUUAAGUGGUGCUUCCCAUCCCAGCCAUUUUAGAAGGCACAUUAUGAUUAAUAUUUGUUUCAAAUUUGAAUUACUGAAGCCUCUGUUUCUAAAAGCACACAAUCAACAACAUCUGUUGCAUUUGAUAUUUGGGAUAUUGCUUGCUUCUUUCCCUGAUUGACAGGGAAACAAACUUUUGGUGACCAAAAGUUUUCUGGUUCCUGUUGUUUUUUUUAACCUGCCUGUAUUACAUGCAAGUACCUGUAUUGAAUUUCCCAUGCAGUAUCUGUCAUGUUUUUAAAAGCAUGUGUGGCAAGUAAAGAAUGUAUUUUAAUCUAGCCUGUUCUCCUGUAUGCUUGAAAUUAGUCUGAAGCCUUCAGAGGUGAGUGGUUGUAGAUUUUAUGUUCAUGGUCACCUUGUGCUCCUGUCUCAAACUUGAUGUGCAACAGUCCCUGGAAGUGUGUGUGUAUGUGUUUUAAACUGAUGAAUGUACUUGAACUGAGUGAGUUCAUCUAAUGGUUCUGCUGUUUUGUUGGGAGAAAAAGAUGGUUUGGCAGGGAUUUGGUUUGGCUUUAUGAGAAGACUUAGUGGGGCUGUGUGAGAAAUUUAACCUAACUGUAUAAUGAAAUGUGGGAAUGGAAAUAUUCCUGAUUUGCCUUCAGUUCUUUAUCCUGGUGCUCAGUUAGAACCGGCCGUGGUGCUACAUGCUUGUAGCACCUCUCAUGCUCCAGAGAUUUCAGUGCAAUCUUUGAAAUACCCAAACUACUGUACCUGCUCUAUCUUUACUACCAGCAACUAAUACUGUAUUACUCAGUUCUGCAUUACUGGGUUCGAUAAUGGGUUUUGUUGGGUUUUGUUCUGUGAUGUUUAUUCUCGUAAAGUUGGCUGGGAGUCAGUCAGUUUACUUAUUUUUCCUAUGUUAAGCAGGGUUGGAUGAUGUUAUCCACAACAAAAUAAUACACAUUUUGUUUCAGGAUUAUUUCCCCCCCCCCCUCUUCUUUCCUUUCUCUUAACUUACAAAUCAAACUUCUGUGCAAAGCUAAGCUACAACAGCUGCAAUAAAAUCUCAUUUGUAUUGCAUGACUUCUUCAAAUAAACAACGUUGCAUGAAAAAAAAAAGAGAAUAGAAUAAUUAUGGGAGGGCUUUGUUCCCUUAAAGCAAACCAACUACAUAUAAUAUGAAUUUAAGUGAGACUUUUCAAGUGUAUUAUUUAUUUUGCAGUGCUAGAAUGCUGCUUUUUUAACUUUGAAAAAUGUCUUGCUUUUUUUUUUUAACCGUUUCACUUUGGCACUUUCUGCAUUGAUUAUUUUAACCUCGUUAUGUUACUGACUUCAGAGAGGUUUUUGAGCUUGCUUAAAGGGCAGCGUCUCUUUCAUAUUCAUUUGGGGCAUAUAGUUCAUUUGAACACCAAAGCAAGAAGAAAUUUUCAUUCUGUUCUGUCAAGAGCACAGAGAAAAGUACUCUGUCAGUAAAAGAAGAGUUAAGUGAACUGUUGCACUUUUUUGUGAUAAAAGAAUGAAUGGUUAUUACAAAAAUAAAUGCUUGAACUUUA